Felis catus (domestic cat) is the source of this 2961-nucleotide messenger RNA. RefSeq names its product enhancer of zeste 2 polycomb repressive complex 2 subunit (gene EZH2). The transcript has 21 exons. NCBI's taxonomy places the organism in Eukaryota, Metazoa, Chordata, Mammalia, Carnivora, Felidae. The record is from RefSeq and is a predicted model, not a curated record. Gene Ontology annotation, biological process: chromatin remodeling. Gene Ontology annotation, molecular function: histone H3K27 methyltransferase activity; protein binding. Bases 407 to 2692 code for a protein of 761 amino acids.
CGGAGCCCAAGUCUCCUUUGUGUGGAGCGUCGCGGCGGGAGCGCCCGGGUGGGACGGGACACACACAAGUUGGUGGGACCUCGCCGCCGAGUGCGCACUCAGACAAAGGACGGACUGUGUCUCGGGGGAGCUCGGCGCGAGGAAGGGGCAGUGACACCGGGCCUGACAGCAGGCGGGAGAGGGGCGUGGGGAGCCCGGGCCGCGGGCGCGGGUGGGCGGGCUCGGCCCCACGCCCCCUCCCCGCGCGCGCGCGCAGGCUCGGCGGGGCCGCGGCGGCCGGGACGGCGUGCGGAGACGGGACUCGGAGGAGCCGCGCAUCUGACGUUUCCCCCGGAGCCGCCUGAAACCUCUCCGGACCGGGCAGUCCCGGGCCGCCUUCGCCGCCUUGUCUGGCUUUCGAAUAAUCAUGGGCCAGACUGGGAAGAAAUCUGAGAAGGGACCGGUUUGUUGGCGCAAGCGUGUAAAAUCAGAGUACAUGCGGCUGCGGCAGCUCAAGAGGUUCAGGCGGGCUGACGAAGUUAAGAGUAUGUUUAGUUCCAAUCGUCAGAAAAUUUUGGAAAGAACGGAAAUCUUAAACCAAGAAUGGAAACAGCGAAGGAUACAGCCUGUCCACAUCCUGACUUCUGUGAGCUCAUUGCGCGGGACCAGGGAGCUCCCAGUGGUCCAGCCACACAGUCGCCUAUUGUACCAGCUGGUUGAUUGUUCAGUGACCAGUGACUUGGAUUUUCCAACGCAAAUCAUCCCAUUAAAGACUCUGAAUGCAGUCGCUUCAGUACCCAUAAUGUAUUCUUGGUCUCCCCUACAGCAGAAUUUUAUGGUGGAAGAUGAAACAGUUUUACAUAACAUUCCUUAUAUGGGGGAUGAAGUUUUAGACCAGGAUGGGACUUUCAUUGAAGAGCUAAUAAAAAACUAUGAUGGAAAAGUACACGGGGAUAGAGAAUGCGGGUUUAUAAAUGAUGAAAUUUUUGUGGAGUUGGUGAAUGCUCUUGGUCAGUACAAUGAUGAUGAUGAUGAUGAUGAUGGCGAUGACCCUGAUGAAAGAGAAGAAAAACAGAAAGAUCUGGAGGAGAACAGAGAUGACAAAGAAAGCCGCCCGCCUCGGAAAUUUCCUUCCGAUAAAAUUUUUGAAGCCAUUUCUUCAAUGUUUCCAGAUAAGGGCACAGCAGAAGAACUAAAGGAAAAGUAUAAAGAACUGACCGAGCAGCAGCUCCCGGGCGCACUUCCUCCUGAGUGCACCCCGAACAUCGACGGGCCGAACGCCAAGUCCGUGCAGAGGGAGCAGAGCCUGCACUCUUUCCACACGCUCUUCUGCAGGCGGUGCUUCAAGUACGACUGCUUCCUGCACCCUUUUCACGCAACACCCAACACUUAUAAGCGGAAGAACACAGAAACGGCUCUAGACAACAAGCCGUGUGGACCACAGUGUUACCAGCACUUGGAGGGAGCAAAGGAGUUUGCCGCUGCCCUCACCGCCGAGCGGAUAAAGACGCCGCCGAAGCGGCCCGGAGGCCGCAGGAGAGGACGGCUCCCCAACAACAGCAGGCCCAGCACCCCCACCAUUAACGUGCUGGAAUCGAAAGACACAGACAGCGACCGGGAAGCGGGGACGGAGACGGGCGGGGAGAACAACGAUAAAGAGGAGGAGGAGAAAAAAGACGAGACUUCCAGUUCCUCGGAAGCGAAUUCUCGAUGUCAAACGCCAAUAAAGAUGAAGCCAAAUAUCGAGCCUCCCGAAAACGUGGAGUGGAGUGGUGCCGAGGCCUCGAUGUUCAGGGUCCUCAUUGGCACGUAUUAUGACAAUUUCUGUGCCAUUGCCAGGCUCAUCGGGACCAAGACUUGUAGGCAGGUGUAUGAGUUCCGUGUCAAAGAAUCCAGCAUCAUAGCUCCGGUGCCGGCCGAGGAUGUGGACACCCCUCCAAGGAAGAAGAAGAGGAAACACCGGUUGUGGGCUGCACACUGCAGAAAGAUACAGCUGAAAAAGGAUGGCUCCUCAAACCACGUUUACAACUACCAGCCCUGUGACCAUCCGCGUCAGCCUUGUGACAGUUCGUGCCCUUGUGUGAUAGCACAAAAUUUUUGUGAAAAGUUUUGUCAGUGUAGUUCAGAGUGUCAGAACCGCUUUCCCGGCUGCCGCUGCAAAGCCCAGUGCAACACCAAGCAGUGCCCGUGCUACCUGGCCGUGCGCGAGUGCGACCCCGACCUCUGCCUCACCUGUGGUGCGGCCGACCACUGGGACAGCAAAAACGUGUCCUGCAAGAACUGUAGCAUCCAGCGGGGCUCCAAGAAGCACCUGCUGCUGGCGCCGUCCGACGUGGCGGGCUGGGGGAUUUUCAUCAAAGAUCCCGUACAGAAAAAUGAAUUCAUCUCGGAGUACUGUGGAGAGAUUAUUUCUCAAGAUGAAGCAGACAGAAGAGGGAAAGUCUACGACAAAUACAUGUGCAGCUUUCUGUUCAACUUGAACAAUGAUUUUGUGGUGGAUGCAACCCGCAAGGGUAACAAGAUUCGUUUUGCAAAUCAUUCAGUAAAUCCAAACUGCUAUGCAAAAGUUAUGAUGGUUAACGGCGAUCACAGGAUAGGGAUUUUUGCUAAGAGAGCCAUCCAGACUGGUGAAGAGCUGUUUUUUGAUUACAGAUACAGCCAGGCCGACGCCCUCAAGUACGUGGGCAUCGAGAGAGAAAUGGAAAUCCCUUGACAUCGGCUACCUCCUCCCCCCCCUCCUCCUUUCUGGAACAGCUGCCUUAGCUUCAGGAACCUCGAGUACUGUGGGCAAUUUAGAAGAAUAAAAUGCAGUUUGAAAUUCUGAAUUUGCAAAGUACUGUAAGAAUAAUUUAUAGUAAUGAGUUUAAAAAUCAACUUUUUAUUGCCUUCUCACCAGCUGCAAAGUGUUUUGUACCAGUGAAUUUUUGCAAUAAUGCAGUAUGGUACAUUUUUCAACUUUGAAUAAAAGAAUACUUGAACUUC